AGAGAGAGAGAGAGAGAGAAGAGGGGUGGGGAGGCAGGAGAAAGGAAAGACCAGGGGGUGCGCGGACACAGAGGGAACAGGAAGAAGGAGAGAGACAGAGGGAGACCGACGUGCUACGACAUGUGUCCGUGCUGAGUAUCGUGUCCCCGACACCGUGUGCCGACGUACGAGGGUGCGUCUUAAGGCAGGGUCACCGGGAGAGGGGGUGCGGAUGACAGACGGACGGAGAAAAAGAUAGAGAGAAAAUUCUCGUCGACCCCUUCGUGCCGUGUUCUUCGGGGCUCUCUCUCUCCCACGUCGUCGUCUACGCGGGACCACCGAUGCAGACCUUACGGAAAAAAAACAGUCCUUGCAAGUUCAAGAAUGACCCAACCCGCUUUCUUGGGGAGGGCGUGUCGUUCAAGGCGAAGCUGAUCGGUAUUUUGGAGGUGACGGAAGCACGCGGUGACCGGAUGUGCCAGACGGCCUUGGCUGAGCUGAAGAUGGCGAUUCGCGCCGCCGGUGAGCACAAGCAACGAAUCGCCGUUCAGGUCAGCAUAGAUGGGCUUCGUUUGAGGGACGAAAAGACGGGGGACUGCCUGUAUCAUCAUCCGGUACAUAAAAUAUCAUUUAUCGCGCAAGAUAUGAGCGAUUCGAGAGCCUUCGGAUAUAUUUUCGGAUCACCGGAUACUGGACAUCGAUUCUUCGGCAUUAAGACUGAUAAGGCGGCGAGCCAGGUGGUGAUAGCGAUGCGGGACUUGUUCCAAGUAGUGUUCGAGCUGAAGAAGAAAGAGAUUGAACUGGCGAAACAGCACAUAGAGCAGAAUGCCAUUAAUGCGAUUAAAUUCCACACCGGCGGUAUUUUCGUUGAAUCGGCACCCGACACCAAGGGCGCAGCGGGCACCGAGUCAUCGUUUCAUCGAAUUCGCACGACUAACUGCGAGGUCGACAAAACCGCCGAUCGCAAGAACGAGACACAGAGCGGUGUGAUUGCGGAUUUGCUAGAUCUCCAGUUCGAACUGAAUUCGCUGCAGCAGGGCAUUCAUCAGAUGGACAAAAUUACGCCAGAAAAUCCCAUACCGUCUACCGACGAUCUAUUCGAGACCGAUCCGUUCGGUGAUUCUUUCGCGAACAUGAAGCUGCAGGACACGGUUCGUCCAAUUCUGCCACCGCCACCCUCCUCGACCAAGAGAGGGCAUUUAGAAAGACAGCAUACCGUACCAGUACCGCCCGCAUCGACUACUUCCAGUCCGGCGACGACGUUAGUUAGUAAAACGCCACCACCACAGAGCACGAUUCACUGGUUCGACAAAGAGGCUGAGGAUCUUUUCAACGACAGUGAGAUGACAAGUCUAAGUAAAAAUUCAACGACGAAGAAGGAUCCGGAAGAUAGCUCAGUGGAGACUACGCCUCGUAACAGUCAAACAAAAAGUCCGCAGAUCGACGUGUUCACGGAACUGGAUCCCCUGGGUACCGGUCUGAUUAAGCCUUACGUAGACAAGAAGGAUUUCUUCCAGCACUUGAAAAAUCCACCGAAAAAAGUCCUCAAAGAUUUGGUGUCAACGAAUUCCAGCGAUAGUUUUCCAACGAAUUUCAACAUCACAACCAGUACGGAAUGCAUAGAGUCGACGAAAACGCAAAAUGAAUUAUCGUCAAGGGACAGCGAGGACAAUAACUUCGCCAAUUUCGAUCGAUUCGAUGAGAACGAGGCGAGCCAAUCCUCCUCCCAGCAGAGAAUCGAAUCGCCGCCGAAAAAAGAGACAACCUCCCGCUCGAUACAUCAUCAGCCUCUCUCGGUGUGUUUGCCACCGGAGGAAUCGACGUUAUCUAAAGGAUCGGCUACCGCUUCGGGAGGAAGCUCGAUCCUUCGUAGUAUGGACAGAGACUCGACGGAAUCAACACAGGGGUUGGUGAAGCUACCCAGUCCGAAGAAGUAUCUUCAAUCAGUACGGAAGAGGGACUUCGACAUCGAUUUACCGGCCGGAAAAACGCAGUCUUUGGAAUCCAACAAACAGUUCCCGGUGGAUUUCUCGAUGACAAACGAAUCACCGGCAUCGCCACUGCGGUCUUGUUCAUCGGACGCAAACUCGCGUCUUUCUAGCUCGAGCGCGGAAUUGGAUCUGGUGCCGGAACCACCGCCUAGGGGCACGGGAAGUAUUCUUAUUAACCCGCCGCCUUUACCACCGAAGAAGCAGGGAGUUCGAGGGGGCGCGAGGCCACCGCCUAGACCGCCACACACGGAGGGACAUUUCCAGUACGACUUUCCACAGCGUGAGACCUCGCCGUCACCCACCAAAAUUGUUAGGGAUAAAAACAAAAGUCCGCCGAGAGAUAUCAAAGGUCAUCAGUUUGACGACAAUUUCAGUCCGUCUGCGCAAAUAUCCGAUAGAUCGGACUUUACGGCGACCACUACCUCCGCCUUCGAGGAUUCGUUCAGCACGAUAAUAUCAUCCACAACAUCGUUAUCGUCCGUGCCCUUUACUACCAGCAGCACCAGCGUCCCGGUUACGGACUCCAAAAAGAUGAAACCGCCGCUGGAUAUCACGCUCAGUCAGCUGACAUCAUCGUGGACGAAUCUGGAUGAGUUGGCCUCCAGUCUUAGCAUGACCGUUCAGCAGCUGACGAGUCUGACUUUGACGCAACUCACGCAAUGCUUGGCGAGUCUUUCGGCAAAAGAAACUAUCGCUGAUGCAGAGGAAACUCCGUCAAUAACGACAACGUCGAUGUCGACAUCGAUAAAGGAGCAAACAGUGGUUCCAUCUAAAUCAGUGACCUCGUCGCUGUCGUCGUUGGCAUCAAAGUCGCUUGAGAUGACGAUUGGAUCGAAUUCGACUUCUUUCGUGUGCUCGGAAUCUUUCAAAACCAAUUACGAACCGGAAACAAAACAGGAUUCUACGUAUGACAAGUACGCAGUUUUUCGAGAAUUACUGGAAAUGGAGCAGAUGGAACGGAAGGAAGAAGAGAUCGAAGAGCCAACUGAGAAUAACGAAGAGUUUAAUAAAAACGAACAAGAUUCCGACGAAGUUCAAAUUCAACCAGAUGUACCAACCAGUGAGAGUACUUCGAAUUCUAUAGCUUCGUUGGUGAAUUUAACCGUCAAGCUACCAGUUAAAAAUGAAAACUUGUUGAAAGAAGGGCCUGCAACGAAAUCAGACGAAACAGUAACUAGCUCCCUUGUAAAUUUAACAACAGAAAAAUCGAUAGAAGUCGAAGACAAAGAAAUCGAGAAGGAAAGCGACGUGAUUGCAGAUGCAGAUGUCACAUCCGAUUCGUCUACGGUCCAGCCAACAGAAAUAGACAUCGACGACGAUAAGGAGAAGACGCAGACUAUCAUGGAUGCGGAAGAUAGACCAGAAAAUUCCGAAAAAGGGAGCGACGCCAAUGGCACUUUGUCUGAUAAAAUCGGAUCCGAUAUUUUCAACGAUGAGAUGAAUGGCUCAUCCGUGGCUGAGAGAUCCUCGAUGGAGGUAAAAUCCUCGAUUUCCACAUCAAGCGACAGAUACGCUGCUCUACGGGAGAUCAUCGGCGAACCAGAGCCGGUGCCGAUGAUCAAGAAGGACGACGAGGAGAUAUUGAGCUCCGCCCGAGCAUCACCGGUGGUGCAAUCUCAGCAACAAAUUCAGCAGUCGAGAAGCCUGGCGGAGGUAGAAUUAUUGAAUUUGUUUUCCGACAGUCUGCCACCACCAGCGAGCUCGAAUAUCUCGGCUAAGAAGGAUUCGGAAGAUUUGAAGGCUGUAGCGAUGGACAUUUUUGAAGAGAUUAAAAUGUUGAACACCGGCACACAUCGCGCCAAGGAGACCAAGCCAUUGGCUUCGUCCUCGGGCUUUGAGGACAUGUUUUGUCCGUUCGGGGAGACGACGCGAUCGGACAAGGAUGACAAUAAGGAAGACACUAAUUGGGCCAAGUUCGACACGGGCGUCUUUUGCUCGUCCGAUAGAUCUUCGUGCGAGGGACAGCGAUCGAUAGGCGGUACUUCGCCAUGGUCACCAGACGGCAAAGAUUUCCAUAGAGAGAUUUCGUUCAAGGGAAACAGCGGUUACCGACACUCGGGCGACAGCGAUAACGAAUGGAAAGACGAGGAGGAGAGCGAAGAGAGCAACGGCAGGUUACGAGGGGACGGUAGAUACUGGUCCCGGCAUCCGCGAUUCGAUGCACCCGGUUUUGAAGAUAGAUCGUUUUAUGAGGAUACCGACAAACGGGACCGCAGCUUUCGCGACAGGAUGGGCAGAAAAUCGCGCGGUGCACCGUGGACAAAGAGUGCCGCUCAUCGUCCGCGCGACCCGUCACCCUGGUACGAGGAAGGUCAAUGGGAAGACGACGGUCCGCGGCGGUAUCCACAUCGAAAAGUGCAGCCCUACAAGGACGACGAGGAUCAAUACGAAACGCAUUGGAAAUGUCGGUCGAAGCCGCCGCCGUCACAGCGGUGUAAUUGGAGUCAUGACGUUCACGGUUCGUACUACGAUGAUGAGCGUAAGCGAAAGCUGAUGCUGUGGAACGACGAAGAUCGUUUCGGUAGCAGCCAAGAGAGCAUGGGUUAUGACGAGGAAGAUCGAUGGAGUAGAAGAAGGUACGAGAGAAGACGAUGGGAGGAAGAUAACAGAUUCUGGGGUAGAAGAGGGCCUCCAGACGCCGAUUAUGCUUUAAGAGAAUCACUCUAUUAUUCACUAUAUCGCGAUAGCAGAGACAGACCUCACGAUUAUCCGUCCUGGGACGAGGAGUACGGUCCGGAACGUCCGGGCGACGACUCGCCCAGAUACAAUCCGGCGGGUAGGAAGAGACAUUGGCCGAAGAGACCCAACAGCGCAAACGACGGCCGUAACAACGAUAUGGUGUACGCAGAACCACGCAAAUUCGGCGCCUCCAGGUCCGAGUGCAGCGACAAUGAUUCCGAUCCGUAUCUACGACCCUCUCAACGUUCUAGGAGUCGCGAGAGCUACUGGGGUAGCGAUCAGGAAUACGAUAGCUGGGUAGAGCGACCGUACUGGUCCGAAGGUCCCGAUUCAAAGAGUGAGACGAUGCACCGCAAGCGAAUAGCCAGGCACAAGACUCGACAGGUGCAAAAGACGCAGAGUCCGUUCGAGGACGAUUUCGCACAAAGCGUUGAGCACAUGGAACCGUCUGGUCCAAGCGGCGCGAUAGAACCGCUGGCACCGGUGGAUGUGCGCAUACGACUGGAUACGGCUGACCAAAAGCGGGAGCCGCCGCCUGCGAGUCCCUCGUCCGGUAUCAGAGGUCCGAAGGAUCAUCCUAGGCGAGAUAUCCCCGUUCGGGAAUACAACAAACGAUCGAGCUACUUCGAGGAUGAUCUCACACCCACGGCGAGCGCAUCCAGUGACACGUCCGACCGACAGAGGUUGUCGUCCGAACUCAAAGCCACGCCAGAGGAGCUGCCGUGCGAUACCAAGGAUCCACAGCAGUCCAUCGAUGGCUUCGUCUCCGAGGAUAGCGGUCGUGAUUCCUUCUUCAAUGGCGAUCUGAGGUUCGACGACGACGCCUUCGUCUUCAAGUCCGAACUGGAUGACAACGUGCCGGACCACCGUGCGACUACGUUGCCGCUGAAGAAUUCGAGACAGGGAAAAUACGGGCCAGGGAAUAAUAAUAACAAUAAUAAGACGGCUAGGGGUGAUCAGUAUAUCCGGAAAUCGGAAUCGGUGAAUAUCUUCGCGAGGGAGAGCGACCCGUUCGACGGCGACGAUUUCUUCAAUUGAUCUAUCGAGCGAACGACAGUAAGGGUCGCUAAAACCCCGCGCUAAGUUCGGUGACACUAAUGUGGACUAGAUAAUUGGAACUUGGAUUUAAAAAAAUGAGAAGAAAAGAGAAAAAAGGAGAACAAAAGGACGGUUUUCAUUGCACACUCGAAAAACGUCGGCGGAUCGUGAAAAACGGUGGAAUCCAACGCUACAACGAUACUUGGUUCUCCUCUAGUCGGAACUCGGCUAUAGCAAUUUUAACGUAGUAAAAUUGAAGAAAGAGCUUUGAAUGCAACUUGAACAUAUCCGAAAAAGUGUUGUAGCGAUAUUUUUCUGCGCUUCUCUCAUUUCACAAAAUUCUUCUAAAAAUCUAUUCUUGUUCGACUGUGAGAAAGCGCAAUUCUUCGUUUCACGUAACUAACAAUUUUCUUAUAAUUUAUCUUUUACAUUAAUUUACAUAUGCCCGUACUUCUCGACAGAAUUAAGUCGUCUUGAAGAAAAGGGUGAAAUGUCCAAAAAUUAAUCAUUUUUAAUCUUGUUUUUUUUUUUUUUUUUUUUUUUAAGUAGAGAAAAAGAAAUUUUUAGGCAUA
Molecule: messenger RNA, 6259 nt
Organism: Trachymyrmex septentrionalis
Lineage: Eukaryota; Metazoa; Arthropoda; Insecta; Hymenoptera; Formicidae
Gene: Dab
Product: serine-rich adhesin for platelets
Exons: 7
Coding region: 321-5687 (1788 amino acids)
Source: RefSeq, a predicted model, not a curated record